Molecule: messenger RNA, 2723 nt
Organism: Caenorhabditis auriculariae
Lineage: Eukaryota; Metazoa; Nematoda; Chromadorea; Rhabditida; Rhabditidae
Source: the annotation of a GenBank genome assembly
AUGUACAACGUUCCGGAGAGCAAUUUCCGAAUGAGCAACGCCACCAACGGCCCAGGCGACGUGCCUAGAGGCAAAGACCGUUUUACGGAGUACGAUGUAUUUCGAAGAAAUCCCACGAGUCCUGACUCCAUGCCAUUCCAGCGUCAGGUGAGAUUUAUUAAUCCUUGGAAAAAGACGGAUACUUUUCAUUUGCAUCAUUGGAAUUUCAAAAAAAUCAGAUGAUUCAAAAAAUGCAUUUUUGAGUUAUUUCUUUGUUGAAAACGCAUAAUCCCGACUUGUGCCGCAAACGAAAAUUUACAAACUGGUUAGGUUAUGGAAAUUUUCCUUUUUAGUUGUUCGUAUUCAAAGCUUAUAAAAUCAAUGCGCCCUAGUUUUUUAUUGUGAGAAGAUUUGAAGCAAAUUAAUUUUGAUCAUAAUUUUUGGCGAAAAAUUCCAAUUUUCUUGAAAAAAAAAAGCAGUGAAAUUUUUAGAAACCUUUUUUGAGCAAAAUCCCUCAAUCCGAAAAUUGAAUAUUGUUCCCAGUCUUCGAUCUUUUCUCUUACAACCGGAAAUAGAUUCCUUCCAAAAAUAAUCAAUCGAAAGGUGAUGAGUCACCAAACGCGCGUUUUCGAAAAGGAUGACGUGUAGCAACUCGUCAGCUGCGCGCAUUGUCCCCUCCGUCGUGUGUCACAUGACGUCACUCGGAAAGAGAGGGAGAAAGGCCCAAAAACAAUUCGAUCGCACCACCACGCGGCAAACUGACCUCGAGUAAAUAUAUAAGUACUUUCAGGACUCACUUGCGAUUUGCGCCGACUUGCAAGAAAAAGACAGAAGUCGCAGCGAAAUGCUCGAUUUUAUGGAAACCUCGCUGGAUCUCAGCAACUACCUCAACUGCUUCAAUGUAAGUCGUCACAUCAUAUCGUGACUCACAGAAAAUGUAUCUCAAAGGUCCAAAAUGGAAGAAAAGGAGCUAAUUCAAUUUUUUUUGUUUACGAAAACGUUUUUCGUUUUUUGUUCUUUAUUCGUCAUAGUCACGUGAUAUUGCUUUUAAAAUCAUUUAGAAUGUUUGGAGUUUUCGAAAGCCUCUGAGGUCAUUUCAUUCCUCCUGUUCGCGGCCAAGCACUUCGCUCCGCAUUUUCUUCUUUUUUCAAAGUUUUUGUUAACAAAAAACGUUGAAUUUUGCUUUUAGUUUUCUUCUAACUUGAAGUAUUCUUCUAGAGAAAUUAAAGCGACUAUUUCCCUGUAGAUCUUUGGAAUUUGGCCAAAUCGCGUCCUGCCAAUAUCUUGGUUGUAGAAAGACGCAAAGCUUUGUUUUUUAUCCUCCUUCUGCCAGACCUUUCCAAAGCAUAUUCUUCAUCUCCGCUUUCAACAAUCUCAUAUGCGUUUUUCAGGAGUUGAACGUCCCUGCGGAUCAGAUUGACCUGGACGACAACGAACUCCAGAAAGCACACAUCCUCUACGAAGACCCUGCCAACGGAGAACACUCAGUCUACGGAGGGAACAGUCAGUACGAGCCCGAACAAGCCCAACCGACGUCGGACUUUGAAUAUUACCAAGCUGAAAUACCUGACGACGAAGAAGCUUACGUGAUGCAGUGCGACGUGCCCCAGAAAGAAGCUGGUGAGUGGUAGUUUAAGAAAGAAAAUUUGAAUCAGUAGGCAUCAAAAUUGUAUUUUUUCGGCUGAACUUCUCACAAAAAAAUUCUUUUUUUAGAUCCUACUUCACAGCUUUUUGUUUUUCAAAAAAAACCAUCUUUAUAGGCAAAAAUUUUUCCCGGUGCUUUAAAACUUGAAAUUUCAAAGUUUUUGUCCGAAAAUCUACACUGUCUUAAUGUUUUACAUCAAAAAAGCCACCAUGAAUUUUUUGAAAUAUCAGAAUUUGGAGCACCAGCCCACUCUCAUGAGCUUGAUUAUGCAUUAGUGAUUAUGUCACCCGUUAAUCAGGGAAGGCAUCAAAAGCCGGUCAGUAUCAAAGGAUAAAUAGAUAGGCUCGUACGUUUUCUCACGUGACAACAUAUUUCCCUGUAAACAAAAGCAAUGUUUUCAAAAAUAUCCUUUUUUCAGCGACCGUGGUGGAUGUGCAGGUGGAAGGAAACACUCCGCGACCUACGAGGACAUUGAAAAGACCUGCCCAUAUGACCGAAAUGAUGCCCAAGGCUGAACCUAUUGAAGACUGGGAUGGUGAGUCAUCAUCACUAUUCGUACUUUUAUUCAAUUGUAUUCAGUUUCAGACUCGACAAGCACUUCUAGCUACGCGUCUGAGAAGAAAAUCCGGCAGAGAAAAGGUGGGCCCGGCGACGAAUCCAACGUCGACUACAAACCUCAGACGAAAGCCAGAAAGUACCAGUUGAAGCCGGAACAGGAAAAGGUUUGUCGUAAUCGCUCUGUUAAAAAAAUACUUCAAACUCCAAAAAAAAGCUUUAUUUUUCCAAAACUGAGUUAAAGGUCUUAUCAUUGUCUGAAUUUACGAGAAUAUCCUUAACAUUUCAUGAAUUUCAGGCCCAGCCACAAUACCGACUCAAAAGAGCUCGAAACAAUGACGCCGUCCGCAAGAGCCGAAACAAGGCGAAGGAACAGCAAAAGCAGCGAGAAAAGGAGAACGACAAUAUGAGACUAAGAAUAAGAGAGCUCGAAGCCUUGCUUGACGCCGAGAAGAAAGCUCGAGAUCGCGACCGUCAGGUCAUCAGCGAGCUGCUCCAGGCCAAAAACUGCAACUGCUACAACAAGAUCAUGCGCAAAAAUUGA